AUGGCCACCAGCAGGUAUAUAAGAAGCAGACGCACAAUAACAACGCAAAAAAGAAGAAAACUGUAGAAAACUGGUAAACUCUUCGAGUAAAUAUAGGGAAACUAGGAACAAUGGAAGCAAAGCGCGAGAGAAAGUCAUCCCUGGAGUCUGAUUUUCAGGCCCCACUUUCUCCAUGUCCCAUUCCGGACAUAACCGAUGACGAUCUGGUGAGCAUUUCGGUGCGGGAUCUCAACCGCACACUUAAGAUGCGCGGCCUGAACCGCGAGGAGAUUGUUCGGAUGAAGCAGCGGCGUCGCACGUUGAAGAAUCGCGGAUAUGCGGCCAGUUGCCGCAUCAAGAGGAUCGAACAGAAAGACGAGCUAGAGACCAAGAAGUCCUAUGAGUGGACGGAACUGGAGCAGAUGCACGAGGACAACGAGCAAGUGCGUCGCGAGGUGGGCAACUGGAAAAACAAGUACAAGGCGCUGCUGCAGUUCGCAAUCCAAAACGAAAUUCCCAUUCCGAGCGAGCUGGAGGGCUGCUGAUUCCCCCAGUCACAUUACAAGUUUGUCUGUCAAAAUUUCAAUAAACCCCUAUGAAAACACCUGUAACUAAAGUACAAUAGUUAAUUUUUCGUUUAAUAAAAGUAAUCGACUUUCUGUA
Messenger RNA from Drosophila rhopaloa, 642 nucleotides. It is a transcript of the gene maf-S, whose product is annotated as transcription factor MafG. Gene Ontology annotation, biological process: regulation of transcription by RNA polymerase II. The transcript has 2 exons. Gene Ontology annotation, cellular component: nucleus. Gene Ontology annotation, molecular function: DNA-binding transcription factor activity, RNA polymerase II-specific; RNA polymerase II cis-regulatory region sequence-specific DNA binding. Lineage: Eukaryota; Metazoa; Arthropoda; Insecta; Diptera; Drosophilidae. Bases 111 to 524 code for a protein of 137 amino acids. The record is from RefSeq and is a predicted model, not a curated record.